Molecule: messenger RNA, 1981 nt
Organism: Pipistrellus kuhlii (Kuhl's pipistrelle)
Lineage: Eukaryota; Metazoa; Chordata; Mammalia; Chiroptera; Vespertilionidae
Gene: AKT2
Product: AKT serine/threonine kinase 2
Exons: 14
Coding region: 251-1696 (481 amino acids)
Biological process (GO): protein phosphorylation
Molecular function (GO): protein serine/threonine kinase activity; ATP binding
Source: RefSeq, a predicted model, not a curated record
CGGGGGAGGGGGCGGGGGGGCCGCGCCGCGCGAGCCGUUGGGUCUGGCUCGGAGAAGGCGUUGCUGCUGCCGCAGCCGCCACCGCCGGCAGGAAACACAGGCGCGGGACCCAGCGCAGCGCGGCGAUGGGCGGGAGUAGAGCCCCGCCGGAGAGGCUGGGCGGCUGCCGGUGACAGAUUGUGCUCUGUUCCUGCAUGUCCUGCUGCCCUGAACUGUCCUGAGCUCGGUGACAGCGUGUCACGCUGCCACCAUGAACGAGGUGUCUGUCAUCAAAGAAGGCUGGCUCCACAAGCGUGGUGAAUACAUCAAGACGUGGAGGCCCCGGUACUUCCUGCUGAAGAGUGAUGGCUCCUUCAUUGGCUAUAAGGAGCGGCCUGAGGCCCCUGACCAGACCCUGCCCCCUUUAAACAACUUCUCCGUUGCGGAAUGCCAGCUGAUGAAGACUGAGAGACCGCGGCCCAACACGUUUGUCAUACGCUGCUUGCAGUGGACCACAGUCAUCGAGAGGACCUUCCAUGUAGACUCUCCAGAUGAGAGGGAAGAGUGGAUGCGGGCCAUCCAGAUGGUCGCCAACAGCCUCAAGCAGCGGGGCCCAGGCGAGGACCCCAUGGAAUACAAGUGUGGCUCCCCUAGCGACUCUUCUGCAGCCGAGGAGAUGGAAGUGGCAGUUAGCAAGGCCCGGGCCAAGGUGACCAUGAAUGACUUCGACUAUCUCAAGCUCCUUGGCAAGGGCACCUUCGGCAAAGUCAUCCUGGUGCGAGAGAAGGCCACCGGCCGCUACUACGCCAUGAAGAUCCUGCGGAAGGAGGUCAUCAUUGCCAAGGAUGAAGUUGCCCACACAGUCACCGAGAGCCGAGUCCUCCAGAACACCAGGCACCCGUUCCUCACUGCGCUGAAGUACGCCUUCCAGACCCACGACCGCCUGUGCUUCGUGAUGGAGUACGCCAACGGUGGGGAGCUGUUCUUCCACCUGUCCCGGGAGCGCGUCUUCACGGAGGAGCGGGCCCGCUUCUAUGGCGCAGAGAUCGUCUCGGCCCUGGAGUACCUGCACUCUCGGGAUGUGGUGUACCGCGACAUCAAGCUGGAAAACCUCAUGCUGGACAAAGAUGGCCACAUCAAGAUCACUGACUUCGGCCUGUGCAAAGAGGGCAUCAGUGAUGGGGCCACCAUGAAAACCUUCUGCGGGACCCCCGAAUAUCUGGCACCCGAGGUCCUGGAGGACAACGACUACGGCCGGGCCGUGGACUGGUGGGGGCUGGGCGUGGUCAUGUAUGAGAUGAUGUGCGGCCGCCUGCCCUUCUACAACCAGGACCACGAGCGCCUCUUCGAGCUCAUCCUCAUGGAGGAGAUCCGCUUCCCGCGCACGCUCAGCCCCGAGGCCAAGUCCCUGCUGGCGGGGCUGCUUAAGAAGGACCCCAAGCAGAGGCUCGGCGGGGGGCCCAGCGAUGCCAAGGAGGUCAUGGAGCACAGGUUCUUCCUCAGCAUCAACUGGCAGGAUGUGGUACAGAAGAAGCUCCCACCACCCUUCAAACCUCAGGUCACAUCUGAGGUCGACACCAGGUACUUCGAUGAUGAGUUCACUGCCCAGUCCAUCACAAUCACACCCCCGGACCGCUAUGACAGCCUGGGCUCUCUUGACAUGGACCAGCGGACUCACUUCCCCCAGUUCUCCUACUCGGCCAGCAUCCGCGAGUGAGCAGCCGCCGCCUGCCUGCCGCCACCACGGACAUGCAUGGCUGCCGUCGCUGCCAGGGGCUUUGUCUUCUGUUUUUUUGGUCUUUUUUGUUUGCAUCUCCAUCCCUCACCCCUUGCCCCCGUUUCUAGUUCUCAGCCCUCUGCCAAACUCCUCUCAGUGGACCCAGUGGCCCUGCCUCCAGGACCCUGUCUGCCCUCACUCUGCGCCCAGAUCAGGACUGGGGAGACUUCGCCGCUGCCCCAGCACCUGGCCUUCGGGCAGUUGGGGAGAUUUUGGUUUUUGAUC